Girardinichthys multiradiatus is the source of this 1643-nucleotide messenger RNA. RefSeq lists its product as uncharacterized. The transcript is spliced from 3 exons. Gene Ontology annotation, biological process: positive regulation of ERK1 and ERK2 cascade; T cell activation; interleukin-15-mediated signaling pathway. Gene Ontology annotation, cellular component: membrane raft; external side of plasma membrane. NCBI's taxonomy places the organism in Eukaryota, Metazoa, Chordata, Actinopteri, Cyprinodontiformes, Goodeidae. The coding region runs from base 271 to 903 and encodes 210 amino acids. The record is from RefSeq and is a predicted model, not a curated record. Gene Ontology annotation, molecular function: protein tyrosine kinase binding; MHC class II protein binding.
UUCUUGCGGCGGGAGGAGGGCGAGGGCUUCACUGCCGGACCAGAGUGCGCAGCCAGGGGAGCAGGCGGAGAACGGCGCUGAACCGCCUCACGCUCCAUCUGCUCCAGCAGCAGUGGAGAGGAUAGAACCUCCAGGUCGGUCGGCAGAUUCCUCAUCGCCUCCUCCUUCUGCCGUUCAACCCAGCGAUCCAAGGCGUCUGCCUUCAACGUGUCCGCGGGGUCCAUGGUUGGCGGAAACAUUCUGUUAGUUUGCGAGAUAUAGGACCCCAGAAUGCAGACGAGCAGGCAGCGUGAUGCAGCAACUGGACAACAUUCCUCCAUCUUCACUGUGAAAGUUGGUGAUGAUGUCGCUUUGCCUUGUGAAAAGGAGACAGAUGAUCAGAAUAACUGCAACAAAAUAGUCUGGAUUUCUACUAAUUUCCUGCGAACAGAAACCGUGUUUGAUGAUGGGCAGAUUCUUGCAGAUACAACUGAAUCAGGCAGACUGAGUGUUGUGGCAAACUGUUCUCUGCUUAUAAAGAAUGUCACAGAAGUGGAUGUGGGGCGUUACACCUGCAGGCGGCUCAAAUCAGGACAAUGGAACGACUUCAAUGCCCAUCUGUCUGUUCUUACCAUGACUGAACAGAAAAAUGAUGAUACAAUCACCUUGUUCUGCUCCUUGUUGAACUACGGAAAGUGUAGACACAACAUGGAGUGGCUGUUUGAAGGAAAGGAGAACAUUUUCUUAGAGCUGGAGACAUCGUCACGUUCCUGCUCGGCCACUGUCACAUUUCCAACGUCCCAACCUGAUCAAAACCCAAAGGUUUUUCAGUGUCAACUGACAAACCGUUACAAUAAAGACAUUCAGCUGUUCAACUUAAGAUAUCAGUCGUCAGUUGAGAAAACAGGUGAGAACAUGAUGUAGUGGUUAAAAUCUAAAACCGUGGGUUUAUUUUAAUGGUGUAAAGCCUAAAUAUACAACAAUCAUUCAGAUCAGUAAGUUAAUGAUUCAAUCUUUCAUCUUUAUAUGUUUAAAGUCUGAUGAUAGGUUGUCAUUUUUAACAGUUGCAAUAUACAUAUUUAAUAAUAUAUUUAUAGACUUUCCAUAUGUGGUGAGAUGCAUCAUUGUGCCACUGGCUUUGGUAGCAUACCUAAUAUCUGUCGUUACAGUCAACAUUUGGACAAAAACUAAAGGUAAGAGCAUUUACAUACAAAAUUUGUGGUUUUAUUCGUUCACGUUUUCAAAGAGAUAUUUACUAUAAAAAAAAAAACGUUGUAAUUUGGUAUUUGUUAUUAACAAACCUCGGGUUGAAAAAAAACAGACUUUAAGCUCUUGAAAUUACCUCUUUUAUUUUACACAACUAAAUAAGAGAUUGUAUAAAAACCAAUACAAUGAAAUCUAACUCUCUCUUCCACAUAUUGAAUGUUGUGUUUGUCUACAGCGGCACACUGAUACAGAUAAAGGUACAGUAAUGGAGACUGGAGAGCUUUAUUCUGUUAAACACCACUGCAGCAGCUUAAACUUACCACAGGAAUGGGUCUAACUACUGAAAGUUAAGUGCCCCAAGUAUUUGUGGUUUAGCUGAAUGUCACCUGCAAUCCUGUGUUUUGAUUUAAAUCUUUAGUGGCUCCAUCAUUUUCAUUGUCGUCCAAAACCUUAGACGC